AAAUUACUUUUGAUAGUCAACACAUCCUUUGAGAGAGAAUGUGGCUGGAGAGUGCGCUCACAUUGUAGCGAACCACAGUGUUUUAAUGUAAUGACGUAAACGCUCCCCGAGGUCACAUGAUUUCAGAUUAUAACGCUGCAACUGUGAGUCUCCUAUUGAAGAGAAGUGAAGUGAGAGCUCAUACUUUCCCGCACCGGCGAAUGUGUCUUUGAAAGGUAGACACCAUGAACUACAUGGGCCAGCUGGCUGGCCAGGUGCUGGUGACAGUGAAGGAGCUGUACAAGGGGAUCAACCAGGCCACGCUGUCCGGCUGCAUCGACGUGGUGGUGGUCCGGCAGCAGGACGGAAGCUUCCAGUGCUCCCCCUUCCACGUGCGCUUCGGGAAACUGGGCGUGCUCCGCUCCAAGGAGAAAGUGAUUGACAUUGAGAUCAAUGGGGAACCGGUGGAGCUACACAUGAAGCUAGGAGACAAUGGAGAGGCCUUCUUUGUCCAGGAGACAGAGCAGCACAACGAGAUCAUCCCGGCCCACCUCGCCACCUCACCUAUCCCCACAGAAGAGGUUCUGUCCUGGAGCCGGGAGUCCAAAGCCGGGGGGUCGGGUCUGGAGAACGGGACGCCUCACGUUCCCGAGGACCCCGUCUCAGCCCUGACCCAGCCCAGCAACUCCGCCGGUGCCGGGAAGAAGAAGAAGAGGCGCCGGAGGAAGCACAAAGCCGACGCCCGCAAAGAGGAGCAUGCCCCCGGGGCCGCCGCAGGGGAGGAGGCCUUUGAGCUCAGCUCCGACGAGGAGCACGUCACACACAACGGCAGGAGUUCCACAGUGAAGGACCCUGCAGAGCCCCGGCAGCACACCUCCCUCCACUCCCUGGACAGCUACCCCUUCUCUGACGGAGACUGGGCUCACCCUGACAGAGACCUCUCAGAACCCCAGUCUCCUAAAAGUGACUCAGAACUCAUGGUGAAGUCGACAGAGAGCAUGCUCAGAUCUGAGUCCCACAUGCAAUGGUCCUGGGGAGAGUUCCCAGAAUCCACCAGGGUCAGCAAGAAAGAGAGAUCCGAUCUACCUAAGACAGUGACCAUCACCCCAUCUGAGAGCACCCACUUCCGUGUCAUUCUUAGCUCGGAGGCCAUGGAAGCUGGGGUGAAGGACAUGCAGACCUCCAUGGAUCCGGUCUGCACUAUCGUCAAACCAGAACCCCGCACACCUAAAGCGGACCGGCACAACGCCAACAACAACUUUCCCAGCCCUGUAUCUGAACCCAGCCGGGCCCUAAUCAACCCCUUUGAGCCGGACCUCACAAAACCUGAACCCAACACGACAUCUCUCACGACGGAGCCGUGCUACUCCAAAACAGACCCCUAUCCCCCCAAGCCGGAUGUGUACCCCCAAAAAGCAGAGCCCUCUUCCCCCAAACCUGACCUCAGUGUCCCCAAGUCUGAUGUCUGUCCCCCCAAACUGGAGCGCAGGACCCGUUGGACGUCCUCCCCCCCCAGUGUGUCUGCGUCCAGCCGGAGAGACAGUGCCGGUGAGAAUGGGACUGCCGCGGCCAGUCACAAGGGUACCAGAAACCCCGACACCAGACCCUGCUCCGGGGCAGACUCGCCUUCCAAGAGAAGAGGAGUGAGGAAGAGAAGCCAGCACCAGGGACCUGAGGACAUCUACCUGGACGACCUGAGCGCGCUUGAGCCUGAUGUUGUGGCACGCUACUUCCCAAAGAGCGAGUCCGAGCAGGUUCCUCAGGACUGGGUGGAGGUGGACAGGCGUUCGGGCUCCCAGUCGCCUCAUUCUGUGGGGAGCGCGGCAGCCGACAGUGGGACAGAGUGUCUGUCGGACUCCGCCGGUGACCUGCCCGACGUCACCGUAUCUCUCUGUGGGGGUGUGGGAGAGAACACUGAGAUCUCCAAAGAGAGAUUCAUGGAGCACAUCAUCACAUAUCAGGAAUUUGCUGAAAAUCCAGCGAUUAUCGACAAUCCUAAUUUGGUAGUUAGAAUCGCCAACCGAUAUUACAACUGGACCUUGGCAGCUCCCUUGAUACUAAGCAUGCAGGCCUUCCAGAAGAACCUUCCCAAGGCGACUGAGGAGGCGUGGGUGAAGGAGAAGAUGCCAAAGAAGUCUGGUCGCUGGUGGUUCUGGAGAAAGAGCAGUGUAAAGCAGUCAGAGACUAAGAUGGAGAGACAGGAGUCCCUUAGCAGAGAGAGCCCUGUUCCUCACCAGGCCCCUGCUACACAGCAGAAAGCAGCCGACUCCUCCAGCGAUGACGAGUCCAAAGAGCUCAACGCUGUGGCUCCUGCUUCUGCCCCGCCCUCGGCCCAGCCUCCAGCGGCUGCAGCCGGUUCACAUUCCUACAGGAAGUCCCUCCGCCUCUCCUCCAACCAGAUAACCAGUCUGAAGCUGAGGGAGGGUCCGAACGACGUGACCUUCAGCAUCACCACCCAGUACCAGGGCACCUGCCGCUGUGAGGGCACCAUCUACCUGUGGAGCUGGGACGACAAGGUCAUCAUCUCCGACAUCGACGGCACCAUCACCAAGUCUGAUGUGUUUGGUCAGAUUUUACCUCAGCUGGGUAAAGACUGGACCCACCCUGGCAUCGCCAGACUCUACCACCUAGUGCACGAGAAUGGCUACAAGUUCCUAUACUGUUCGGCCCGGGCCAUUGGCAUGGCAGACAUGACCAGAGGGUACCUGCACUGGGUGAAUGACAGGGGCACCAUCCUCCCCAGGGGCCCUCUCAUGCUGUGUCCCAGCAGUCUCUUCUCAGCCUUCCACAGAGAGGUUAUAGAGAAGAAGCCGGAGAAAUUUAAGAUCGAGUGCCUCACGGAUAUUAAGAACCUCUUCCACCCCAACACACAUCCCUUCUACGCUGCUUUUGGGAACAGAACUAAUGACGUGUUUGCAUACAAGCAAGUGGGUGUCCCUGUAUGUAGGAUCUUCACCGUCAACCCUAAAGGAGAGCUCAUCUUGGAGCAGACCAAGGGCAACAAAACCUCGUACAGCCGACUGAGUGAGCUUGUGGAACACGUUUUCCCUCUCCGAAGCAAGGAACAGAACGCCAACUUCCUCUUCCCAGAAUUCAGUUCCUUCUGCUUCUGGAGACAGCCAAUCGCAGAGGUCGGUCUUGAGGAGCUGUGAUCCAGCAUGGCACAUUUAUACCUCUAGUAUUACUUAAAAUGAAGUGAUAGCUAGCUAUGCUGUGGGAAAGCCAUUGUAGUGUGUAUAUUGUUGAAAACAGCACUUGAAAUCAACAUUGAUAUGUACCAAUAUAUUUUUGUGAUGUUUUUAAUGGUGUUUUCCAUAAUUGAUUGUACUGCCUUACUACCUGUAUGAAC
Molecule: messenger RNA, 3328 nt
Organism: Osmerus eperlanus (European smelt)
Lineage: Eukaryota; Metazoa; Chordata; Actinopteri; Osmeriformes; Osmeridae
Product: phosphatidate phosphatase LPIN2-like
Exons: 20
Coding region: 225-3131 (968 amino acids)
Biological process (GO): positive regulation of transcription by RNA polymerase II; cellular response to insulin stimulus; fatty acid catabolic process
Cellular component (GO): endoplasmic reticulum membrane; cytosol; nucleus
Molecular function (GO): phosphatidate phosphatase activity; transcription coactivator activity
Source: RefSeq, a predicted model, not a curated record